Phragmites australis (common reed) is the source of this 2102-nucleotide messenger RNA. Its product is annotated as glucan endo-1,3-beta-glucosidase 1-like. The record is from RefSeq and is a predicted model, not a curated record. The transcript has 4 exons. The coding region runs from base 29 to 1972 and encodes 647 amino acids. Gene Ontology annotation, biological process: carbohydrate metabolic process. Gene Ontology annotation, molecular function: hydrolase activity, hydrolyzing O-glycosyl compounds. Lineage: Eukaryota; Viridiplantae; Streptophyta; Magnoliopsida; Poales; Poaceae. Gene Ontology annotation, cellular component: plasma membrane.
ACGAGUAAAAUUAGAAACCCAAACCCAAAUGGAUCCAUUUCAAAUACCGACCACUAAGACUGGUGCGCGAGAUUUAAAACAAACGUACAGCAAGGCUGCCAUGUCUAGAAGCAAACAGCCCAUUCUAUGUUCACCAGUCCAUCACCAAUCUCCCACCCCACCUCCAGAAAUCCCCAAAUCCCAACUCAUCUUUGCCCCGACACCACACCAACCUCCCCUCCGCUCUGCUUCACUCAGGACCAGCACCACCAGCAGCACGCACGCUCCCACGCAGCAGAAAUCGACCAGGGAAGGACAUUCCCGGAGAAAUAAGCAAUCCGCAGAGACCAGCAGGAGGAGGAGAGCGAGCACACUCCCAAUGGGGUGCAGGAGCAGGGGAGGGAGUGGUAGCAGCUUGCUCAUCCCCCUCCUCUUGCUCCUCCCCUCCCUCCACCCCUCGCUUCAGCGCUCGUCGGUGUUAGUGUCGGCGGCGUCGGGGGGCGACGAGACGUACGUGGGCGUGACGAUCGGCACGGCGGUGACGAACCUGUUGUCGCCGUCGGACCUCGCGGCGUUCCUCCGCGCGCAGCACAUAACCCGCGUGCGCCUCUACGACGCCGACCCGCGCCUCCUCUCGGCGCUGGCCUCCUCCGGCACGCGCGCCAUCGUGGGGGUCCCCAACGACGAGCUCCUCGCUCUGGGCUCCUCCCCUGCGACGGCCUCCGCGUGGGUCGCCCGCCGCGUGCUCCCCUUCGCGGGCGUCAACUCCACCACCCCGAACAUCAUCUCUGCCAUCGCCGUGGGCGACGAAGUCCCAACCGCGCUGCCAUCCGCGCUCCCCGUCCUGCUCCCGGCCAUCCAGUCCCUCGCCGCCGCGCUCGCCGCCGCCAACCUCUCCUCCAUCCCGGUGUCCACCCCGCUGCCCUUCUCCGUGGUGCUCGACCCGUUCCCGCCGUCGCAGGCCUUCUUCAACCAGUCCCUCGCCAAGUCCUUCCUCCUCCCGCUGCUCGCCCACCUGGCCAACACCUCGGCGCCGCUCAUGCUCAAUCUCUAUCCCUACUACUCGCUGAUGCAGAGCAAAGGCGUGAUCCCUCUCGACACCGCACUGUUCCGGCCGCUGCCGACGUCGCUGGAGAUGGUGGACCCCAACACGUUGCUCCACUACACCAAUGUGUUCGACGCCAUGCUCGACGCCGUGCGCGUCGCCGUCAAGAACCUCAACGCCACCAGCGUCCCCGUGCUGGUCACCGAGACGGGCUGGCCGUCGUACGGCGACCGCAAGACCGAGCCGUACGCUACCAAGGACAACGCCGACGCGUACAACUCCAACCUGAUCAAGCACGUCAUGGAGGACAAGCCCGGCACGCCCAUGGCGCCCGGCGCGCAGGCGAGCGUGUACAUCUACGAGCUGUUCAACGAGGACCUCCGGCCGGGCCCCGUGUCGGAGGCCAACUGGGGCCUCUUCUACGGCAACAGCACGCCGGUGUACCUCCUCCACGUGUCGGGGGCCGGCGGGUUCCUGGCCAACGACACGACGGACCGCACGUUCUGCGUGGCGGCGGACGAUGCGGACGAGAAGGCGGUGCAGGCGGCCAUGGACUGGGCGUGCGGGCCCGGGCGCUCCGGCUGCACGGCGAUCCAGCCCGGGGAAGGGUGCUACUUGCCCAACGACGUGCGCAGCCACGCCUCGUACGCGUUCGACGCGUACUACCAGUCCCAGGGCCGCGCCGCCGGGUCGUGCUACUUCCAGGGCGCCGGCAUGGUCACCACCACCGAUCCAAGUCAUGACAGCUGCAUAUUUCCGGGGAGUAAGCUGCAGAGCAACGUCACCAGAUCUGAUGGCUCAAACACCACUACAGUGCAGACGAGCGACGCUGAGGGAUCCGCAAUAUGGAGACUAAGAACUGGAAGGGAGAGAGGGUUCUUGCUCUUCCUUCGGUUGCUGCUGAGCGUUGUGGUGGUUAUCGUUACGGAUUCAAACUUUUGGACAUGACAGGAGCAUGUUAAUUGUAACAAAACCAGAAUUUUUUGGAGGGCAUGGUAGAGGAGGGGGGUUGGUUUAUGUUUAGUGAUUCUUUAUUGUUAGAUAAGCAUUAAUAAAUUAAUCAUUUUUCUUCAGAUAA